This is a messenger RNA of Electrophorus electricus (electric eel), 2513 nucleotides long. It is a transcript of the gene tnip2, whose product is annotated as TNFAIP3 interacting protein 2. Gene Ontology annotation, molecular function: K63-linked polyubiquitin modification-dependent protein binding. NCBI's taxonomy places the organism in Eukaryota, Metazoa, Chordata, Actinopteri, Gymnotiformes, Gymnotidae. The record is from RefSeq and is a predicted model, not a curated record. Gene Ontology annotation, biological process: positive regulation of canonical NF-kappaB signal transduction; toll-like receptor 3 signaling pathway; cellular response to lipopolysaccharide.
AUGGAGAAGGUCGGGGAGCGCGAGGACCAAAUGACGAGGUUACGGAGCGUCUCUGCGCUGAACACGUUUUACCACGAGAUGCAGCACGAGGUCGCGGGUCUCGAGCAGCAGGUGGCGUGUAAAGACGCAGUUAUAGCGGAGCUGAAGGCCAGACUGGCCAGACACGAGAGGACACGGGAGGCACCGUCGACCUCUCUGCUCGACAGCUUGAUUAAAGAAAUCUGUGAACUGAAACACAAACUGAAGGACACAGAAGUGGACGCGAGUCAAAGGCUGGAACACAGCAAAAGAGAGAGCCAGGGCCUGCAGCAGAGGCUGAGAGACAUGGAGCAGGAGCUGGAGUGCAUGCGUCACCGGCCCGAGCACCAGAAGGAGCGGGAGAUCCAACGGCUGCAUGCCUCCCUAGCUGAGCGGGACCGCGUGCAGGCCACCAGGGAUGUCCUGUGCAGCUCACUGGUAGAGGAGGUGGACCAGCUCCGAGGGCAACUGGGAGCCACCGUGCGAGUGUGCCAGGAGCUACUGGGUAGACUGGAGAAGAGCAGGACGCCCGGCGCUGAAGACAAUGCGCACGCAGUUGAGGUGACUGAAUUCUCAGAUGUUGCCCACCUGAAUUCUCUGGUCAGCAAGUUACAAAGGGAGAACCAACAGCUGAGAGACAGAGUGGCAUACGUGGAGAACCUGAACUCAAAGUGGCAGAAGUAUGAUCAGAGCAGAGAGCAGUAUGUGAAGGGCUUGUGUGAGAAGCUGAGGGAGCCCAGCGGCCUGGCGCAGGCCCAAGGCCAGGCCACCGAGGCGCUGCUCCAGGAGGAGAUCGGCCGGCUGAAUGGCCUGCUCCAGGAGAAGAUGCUGCAGUGUGAAAGGAUGAGCACAGAACGAGAUGAGCGUGAGCCGAGAGACCAAGAACGCAUCCAGAUGCUGGAGCAGCAGGUUCUGGCCUACAUCGAAGACUUCAAAUCUGAGCGCGCGGACAGAGAGAGGGCUCAGGGCAAGAUCCUGGAACUCCAGGACGACGUGGAGCGUCUUCAGCUGCAGAUCCACACACAGAAUGCCAGAGAAGCCACUUCGGCACGCCGGCUCCACAUCAGCCUGAAGAAACCGGUCCGCAAGCAGACGGACACGGCCGAAACAUUGCUACGGAGCAGUCCUGCAGACUCUAGUGCCAAGCGGACAGCCGGGCACUGGCCCGCUCAGGACACUGCUGAGCUUCAGUGCCCACUGUGCGCAGCCAGGUACGACAACAAACACACCGCUGAAUUCCUGAACCACUGUGAGGAGUGUGCCAAACUGUGAACUCUCUGCUUGGACCUACAAACACAAGAAGAAGAAAUGCACUACAGAAGAAUCUGUGGAAGGCAGCGGCCUUGCUGAAGGUGGAGUGUCUGGUCUGGCACAGGAGACCCUGGGAAACCUACAGGAUGUUGACUUUUGCUGAGACAUUAAGCAGUUUUGUCAUAACGUUGGCAAGCUCAAAACUGUCCUGCCCACGGUUCGGGGUGGGAAUGAGUCCUCAGAUCAGAUUUGUUUUUGUUUUAUGAUUUGUUCUGGAAUCCAGUUGGGAAAGUUGGGAAAAAUUGGCCUCCAGUUUCCCGUUUGUAGCUGGUUGAAAUUCUGACUUCCAGGAAUUGACAUCACCAGAUACCAGACCAGUUGCACAGUAGAUUUUUGAAGUUUAAAAAAAGAAAGUUAGAAAGACUAUAAAACAAAACUGCAAUCUACUGAAAAUGUGUUAAAAUGUAUGCAUUGUUGAUUUUAUAAUAUAUGAGCUUUAUAUUGCAAGGUAUUGCCUUGUCAUAACCCAGUUAAGACAAUCUAUUUAAUGCUGUUGCACCUGACCUCUGCCAUCAGCUCCUCUGAUCUGAGCGCUCUGUCCAUCAGGAACUUGCCUGUGACCUGCUGGGUCCUUGUACAGCCCAGAUGAACACACACAUCUUGGUCCUGUGAUAUACCUCAAGAGAAUAUGAACAUAGCACUUUCCUCUAUUUUAAUUUUUUAUUUUUAUUUUUUUUCACAAUCUGUUAAUUAUACAUAAGCUUUUAUAAAGUGUGAACUAAAUUCAUUGUUAUGGUGCUAUUUUUAAUGUUUUAGAUUUUCAUAUAGAUCACAGCCCACUAAAAUAUCUAAGAGCUUAUCCGAUUUAAAUUAAUCAGGAGAGAGAAUUACUUGGAGCAUUGGUUAUCACUUUAUAUAAUCUGACAUACAUCCCCAACUCAAUCUGACUCAAAUAAGUCAAAAAUUUACAACAAAGUUUGAGCAGUGUGUGAGUGUUUACUGGGCCUUUGAUCUCUCCACUGUAGGAGAACGUCCAGUUUUAAAUAAAAAAGGAAGUUCCCUCAGGCUGGUAACGUGAGACAUGAGGCGUCGAGUCCUAGACUGGUUAAAAAAACGUAUGAGAGGAUCCUUUGAUUUAUACAUGUUUAAAGCGAUAUCAACUGACAUACAACUAAAGAUUUAUUUUUCUAAUCAAGUAUUUACAUUCUGAAAAACUUUAUUAAAAAUGUGUAAUGUUUUAAGUA